This is a messenger RNA of Necator americanus (New World hookworm), 648 nucleotides long. RefSeq lists its product as uncharacterized. The record is from RefSeq and is a predicted model, not a curated record. The coding region runs from base 1 to 648 and encodes 215 amino acids. The transcript is spliced from 7 exons. Lineage: Eukaryota; Metazoa; Nematoda; Chromadorea; Rhabditida; Ancylostomatidae.
AUGGUUAAAGCUGUAGAUUGUGAAAUCAUUCCUCUGUGGAUAGCUAUGGGUGCAUUGAUAACCGUGAUUUUUUCGACUAUGAAUGUAACAUGCGGCAAGAGAAAAAGCAAGGUCCUUGAAAUGCCAGAAAGGCAAAGUUGUGAAGAAGUGAGUGAAGUCACCGAAUCAGAAACGGACGAAGACGCAAAAAGUCCUGAGAAAAUCUCGCUAGCUGAAAAGUCACUCGAUGAGCUCAAAGCAAUGUGCAGAUGCACUCCCAAGCCACUACCAGUCCUAAGAUAUCGCAGAACGGGAAAACCUCCAAUUCUUUAUUAUGCACGUUCAGGAUCUAGCGGAAACGAAAAUAAAAGUUUAAGUAGUACUCUAGACGAGAACAAACCAGAACAGAAAUCACGAACGCACUGGUUUUAUGCGUCAAAGUCCAGUACAAAGAAUGCACGGAUUCAAGGACAAGAGAGCAUGGCAUUAGAUAAAUCCCAAGAGGAACCUGUUAGGUUAAGUGAAGAAAGAUGCAUAAGUUUCAAGCAGCCUAAAAAAAAAAGGAUUGUGGGUGCCCGUGAUCCGCAGUAUAUGACUCUUGCAGAGCUCAAUCCAGACUGUUAUUUUGAAUAUCCGAAGUCGAAGCAAGCUGUUGGAGACGAUUUUUAA